CCCGGGGGCCCGUUUCCUUUCCAAAUUCCACCUCACUACUGUGUCACUGUGUACGGAGUAGAUAACCGUAUGAACUCUACUACGCACCUUACCUACCUUGCGUUAGUACGGAUAGGCAAUCCCGAUUCCCACAUCUCCCUCUGGCCUCUGCAUGUUCGUAGCUCGACGGAUAUCCGCCAACCCGCUACUAGUCGCCCGCGUCAAAUCACCUUCACCAUGGAAGAUGCUGUCACCCACCAUCACGACCUUAGCCAAACCAGCUGCACGAUCCUACCAUCUCGAAAAGGACGUGACGCAUCCGUCCCACCCGGCCGGGCCGUCCAUUCUCUUCCAUCCAGAGAAACAACACAUCAACCAUUGAACCAACAGCCUGAACCAUUCGAGCUGAACUUGAAGUUCACAGCCCAAUCAGCGCCCAGUCGCAGCACACACAACCCACCCGAGCUUAAUCGAGGUCAUGAUCGUCUUACACACCCCUUGGCCAAGCGUUGUUUUCAAAAAAAAAAAAAAAAAAGCUUGCACCUCGGACAUUCACCAGACUCCUUCAUCCGCUGUUGUUCGAUACGGUCGACAAUGGCGAGUGCAUUCGUUUUUUCAGACGUACGGAACUCUCAUGUGCAGGACAUACAUCAGCACUAUGCUACGCGAUUCCUUGAUCUGCGCGGCAUAGUUUGUUAUCACAUGCUGUCUUGACCGAGUCCAAGGCACCGCACCCAGAUCGCACCCUACCCCUCCACAAGUCACGAUAUAACCAACUUCGCUUCUCUAAGUCAUCACAUACGACCAUACCCAUUG
Colletotrichum acutatum is the source of this 795-nucleotide messenger RNA. RefSeq lists its product as uncharacterized. The transcript is spliced from 2 exons. The record is from RefSeq and is a predicted model, not a curated record. NCBI's taxonomy places the organism in Eukaryota, Fungi, Ascomycota, Sordariomycetes, Glomerellales, Glomerellaceae. The coding region runs from base 70 to 693 and encodes 207 amino acids.